AUGGCAUUCUGGCUACUUGCAGACCUGCUGAUUCUUCUGGCUUCUGCCGCGGAGAGCAUCUCCGGCCGGCCUGCCGCCGGUUGCCAGACACGGUGCGGUGACGUCAGCAUCCCCUACCCGUUCGGCAUCGGCCCCAACUGCUCCCAUGGGAAGGGCUUCGAGAUCGCCUGCGAUACCCGAACCCGAAACGGCAGCGGCGAGUUGGUGCCGACCCUCGCCGCCGCCAAUGGCACCAUCCAUGUGCAGAGCCUGUUUGUAGCGCCGAUCCCGGAGGUCAAGGUGAUGCUGCCGGUGGCGUACCAGUGCUACAACUCCAGCGACAGCGUCACCGAGAGUUUCUUCGGCGCGGUAGACCUCAACAACAACGGCGUGUACCGCAUCUCCGACAAGCGCAACAUGUUCGUCGUCCUCGGCUGCAACACCAUGGCCUACACGAACAACGGGGACAGUCAUGGCAAAGGCCCUUACGCCGGCCUCUACUACACCGGCUGCGUCUCCUAUUGCAACGACUCGUCGAGCGCGCAGGACGGCAUGUGCGCCGGCAUCGGCUGCUGCCAUGUCGACAUCUCGCCGGGCCUCAGUGACAACGUCGUCACCUUCGGCGAGUGGUCACGCUAUUUCCAGGUGGACUUCAACCCCUGCAACUACGCCUUCCUCGUCGCCAAGGACGAAUACAACUUCCAGAGGUCAGAUCUCCAAAAGGACCUCAACCGGACCAAGCCGGUGUGGCUGGACUGGGCGAUCCGCGACGGCGGCAACUCCUCCGCAUCAUCGUCCUGCCCUGCGCCGGAGGUGAGGGAGAAGAUGCCGCCUGAGUACGCCUGUGUGAGCGACAACAGCGAAUGCGUCAACUCCACCAAUGGCCCAGGAUACUACUGCAAGUGCAGCAAAGGCUACGAGGGCAACCCCUACCUAGUCGGAGGUUGCAACGGCAUAAGCCUGGGAUUUUCUUUCCUGAUAGUUGCUGCACUUUUUACUCUAAUGAUGCUCCAAAAGAGAAAAAUUAAUGAGUAUUUCAAAAAGAAUGGUGGUUCAAUUCUACAGAAAGUGGACAAUAUCAUGAUUUUCUCCAAAGAUGAUCUAAAGAAAAUCACAAAGAACAAUUCACACGUUAUUGGCCAAGGAGGUUUUGGUAAAGUGUUCAAAGGGACGCUUGAAGAUAAUACAAUGGUGGCAGUGAAGACUUCAAUUGAGGUAAAUGAAGCUCGGAAGGAGGAUUUCACAAAUGAAGUUAUAAUACAAUCGCGAAUGAUGCACAAUAACAUUAUCAAGCUAUUGGGUUGUUGCUUGGAGGUGGAUGUUCCAAUGUUAGUGUAUGAGUUUGCCGCUAAUGGGAGUCUGCAAGACAUUCUCCAUGGUGAUGCCAAUCGCUCACUCCUUCUCACACUAGACAUACGCUUGGACAUUGCAAUUGAAUCUGCAGAAGGUCUAAAAUACAUGCACUCGUCCACAAAUUGUACCAUACGACAUGGUGAUGUCAAGCCUGCCAAUAUACUUUUAACAGACAAGUUCGUCCCUAAGAUCUCAGACUUUGGGACAUCCAAGCUUCUUACAGUAGAUAAAGACUUCACCAUGUUUGUUGUUGGGAGCAUGGGAUACAUAGACCCAAUAUUCCAUAAGACUGGUCGUUUAACGCAGAAAAGUGAUGUUUAUAGUUUUGGUGUUGUAUUGCUAGAGCUCAUUAGUAGAAAGCCAACUAUAUAUGGCGAGAACUUUAGCCUCAUCAUCGAGUUCCAGAAGGCCUAUGAUGAAGUACACAGUGGGAGGGCAAUGUUUGAUAAGGAGAUCGCGGUGGAAGAAGAUAUCUUUAUCUUGGAAGAAAUUGGUAAGUUGGCAAUGGAGUGUCUAAAAGAAAAGGUUGAAGAACGACCUGAUAUGAAGGAAGUAGCAGAACGACUUGUGAUGUUGCGAAGAGCCAGAAAGCAUGGACAAGGAAGCUAUAAUUUGAGUCCUAGACACCAUGAGGAGAUUAGUAUUGAAACAACUCCUACGAGUUUUGGUGCUGAUUUUAGCACAAAUAGUAGUGUGAGUCUUUCUGCAACAUGCACUCCAGAACGCAAAGAACUCUACAAGCUAUAG
Oryza sativa Japonica Group (Japanese rice) is the source of this 2079-nucleotide messenger RNA. RefSeq names its product wall-associated receptor kinase 2. Gene Ontology annotation, biological process: cell surface receptor signaling pathway; protein phosphorylation. The record is from RefSeq and is a predicted model, not a curated record. Gene Ontology annotation, molecular function: ATP binding; polysaccharide binding; protein serine/threonine kinase activity. Gene Ontology annotation, cellular component: plasma membrane. NCBI's taxonomy places the organism in Eukaryota, Viridiplantae, Streptophyta, Magnoliopsida, Poales, Poaceae.